UUACUUUCAUAAUGUAUUUAAGCUGAUAAUCGUUCCAGAAGCACAAGUGUCGGUCGACCUUGGAAACUCGUCUUUGAUCGCUCAGGCAUUUGCAGCAUCACCCCCCAAGGACGCCUCAAAUUCCAGCAGGCAUGGCGCUCUUUGCAGCAACGCCGGCGCCAAAGCUACCUACCAAAGAUAUCUUAUCCUGGAUCUUCGAUAACCCGGAUUACGAUGUGAAAAGACCGAUCUUGAUAGACGCAGCGCGACCUGAGCGAUCUAUUUCAAAUCUUCAAGCCCGUAAGAUCAUCCGACAAUUGAUUGCUGGCCUACACAACCUGGGAGUCCGCAAAGGUGACUGUGUCAUAAUUCACUCAUUCAACGACAUAUACUAUCCGAUCAUGGUCCUUGCAAUUAUCGGCUCAGGCGCUUAUUUUGCUGGAACGAAUCCCGGAUACACUCCUCUCGAACUGAAGCACCAUGUCAAGGUCACUCGAGCGAAAUUCUUCAUCAGCGAGCCCGAGCUACUAGACUCCUUGCUGCAGGCCGCCCAAGAGACCGGAAUCCCAAAAUCGAGUGUCCGCAUCUUCGACACACAGCCUAAUCAGACCUGCCCGCCAGACUUUGUCAGCUGGACGGAACUGCUUCAACAUGGAGAGCAAGACUGGGUGCGCUUUGACGACCUGGCCACCUGCGCCAAUACUACUGCGGCGCGGCUGACAAGCUCCGGCACAACUGGUUUGCCCAAGGCCACGGUGAGCACUCACCAGAACUUCAUCGCCCAGCACGAACUCAUAUAUGGCCUGGCCAGCCCGAAGCGCCCAUAUGAAGUCAUCAGCCUGAUUUCCUUGCCCAUGUUCCACGCGGCCGUGGGCCCACGCGUCCAUACCUCACUACUCAAGAGUGGAGAGGCUGGGUACGUGAUGCGGCGUUUCGAGCUUGAGCCAUUUCUCGCCAAUGUGGAAAAGUACAAAGUGACGGAGUUGUACCUGGUCUCGGCGUUGGCUGUCAUGAUCUGCUACUCACCGCUGGUUAAGAAGUACUCGCUGCGCUCGGUACGACAGGGUCUUGUGGGGGCAGCGCCAUUGGAUAAAGACACUCAAGCCGGGAUACGGAAAUACAUGAGUCCCGGGGCGCCAUUCACUCAGGUGUAUGGCAUGACUGAGAGCACCUGCAUUAUGACCUGGUUCGACUACCCUGAGGACGACGUAACGGGGUCUGUUGGGUGCAUCAGACCAGGAAUUGAUGCGAAACUGGUUGAUGAUGAGGGCAAUGACAUCAGCGCAUACGAUGUCAGGGGCGAGAUGUGCAUCAAGGGCCCAACUGUGAUCAAAGAGUACUUUGAGAACCCUACGGCGAACGCUGAGUCAUUUGACGCCGACGGUUUCUUCCAUACAGGUGACAUCAUGUAUUGCGACGGCAAGACGAAGCUUUGGUACGUGGUGGACCGGAAGAAGGAGAUGAUCAAGGUACGCGGAUUUCAGGUCGCGCCACCCGAGAUCGAGGGCGUCCUACUCAUGCACCCUGCGAUCGUGGACGCUGCGGUCAUUGGCGUUCAGGCGGCCAGCGAGGUCGACGGCGAAGUUCCCCGCGCAUAUAUCGUGCGUGGACCAGGUGUGCGACACGAAGACCUCACGGAAGCGGAUGUCAUCGAGUUUGCCGCCAAACCGUUGUCGAAGUUCAAACGUUUAGAAGGUGGGGUGAGGUUUGUCGAUGGAAUACCCAAGAAUGCCUCAGGGAAGAUUUUGAAGCGGGUGCUAAGGGAAGAGGUGAAGAAAGAAGGGACUGCUAAAGCUAAGCUAUAGAUCUGAUGGGUUCAGCAGGUAAGACGAGUUAACUAGGGAAACAUCAGCUUCGGGAU
Molecule: messenger RNA, 1840 nt
Organism: Exophiala viscosa
Lineage: Eukaryota; Fungi; Ascomycota; Eurotiomycetes; Chaetothyriales; Herpotrichiellaceae
Product: amp dependent CoA ligase
Exons: 3
Coding region: 132-1784 (550 amino acids)
Biological process (GO): secondary metabolic process
Molecular function (GO): CoA-ligase activity
Source: RefSeq, a predicted model, not a curated record